UCAUCCUCCCGACCUGUCCUCCUGCAUCGACUGGCCCAAGCACACGCGCCUCUCAGCUCCUCCUUAGCGAGUCCUCGCUCGCUCGACUUGAGAAUAAGGUCGCAGCAUUAUUAUUUCAAGAUUAUUUCCUUUUCUUUAAGUCCUUUAUAUUCAGAUCCUAUGGAAGUUUUUAUUUUCACGGCGUUGCUUUGGGCCUUCAGUGGAGUGGGAUGCCUGCCUCUAUCCUCAUCUCUACAGGUUGCUGACUGUAUUCAGGACUCUCUAAAAAGUAAUGGUGGUGUGCAACAUCCUGUCUGUGACAAACGGAAAACAGAUGAUGCUGUCCACAGGCACCAGGGUCUCCUGAGGGAGCUGCAGGAGCUGGCCCAGAAGGAGAGCGAAAGAGAGAGAGAGUAUGGGAAGGAGAAAGAGCGAUAUGAGGAGAACCAGGCUGAGGGAGAGAGGGACCGAGAGGGGAGGGAGGGGGAGCGGAAUGAUGACCAGAAGGAGACUGAGGAAGAAGAACUUAGAAAGAAAGAGACGAAGGCAGAAGAGGUAGAGGAGGAGGAGAAAGUGGAGAUGAAGGACAGAAUGAAUGAGGAGAUGAGGGAAGAGCCCAGACUGGAGGAGGAAAGGGGGGAUGAGGAAGAGCGCACCAAAGAGCUGGAGGAGCUCCUCGCGAAGGAGAUAAGGAAGAUAGGAAAGGAAGAAAAAGAGGACAGGGAGCUUGAGGAGCUGAAGAAGAAAAGGUACGAGUCGGUGAAGGAGAAAAGGUACGAGUUGGUGAAGGAGAAAAGGUACGAGUCGGUGAAUGAGAAAGAGCUCCAGAGAGGGUCAGAAGCGGAGGAGGAGAGGAAGAAGGAUGAGGAGGAGCAGAAAAAUGGAGAGAGAGAGCGGCUAGACAUUUUUGAGAACGAAGAGAGGAAACGCAGCGAGGAGAGGAAGAACAACGAGGUGGAGCUGCUGGUGGAGAAAGAGAAGGUGGAGCGGGAGCUCAAGGAGCUGCUGGAGGAACAGGACAGCAAGAAGAACGUGGAGAAAGAGAAAGAGAGGGAGGAAAAGCAGGAGGAACUGGAGGAGCUCCUCAAAAAGAUGAAACGCGUGCAAGAGGAAGAGGAGCAAGAAGAGGAGGAGAGGAAGAGCGAGAAUACCGGGGAUGAGGCGAAAGUGGACAAAGAGAGCGAGAAGGAGGGAGCGAUUCGCAAGGAAUUGGAGAAGGUGAAAGAGGGAGAGAGUGAGGAGGUUAAGGAGCCUCAGCAGAAGAGAGUGAUGGAGAAAGCGAGUGAUGAGUCGACCCGUCAGUUUGAAAAGGAGAGGAACAGGGAUGAUGAUGAUGACGAUGAUGAAGAAGCAGAUGAGGAAGAUGAGGAUGAAAACAAUGAGGAUUGGGAAGAGGAAGAGGAAGAGGAAGAGGAAGAGGAGGAUGAGGACAAAAAGGAGGAUGUUGAGGAGGAUGAAGGAGAGGAGCUUCUGGAGAUUGAGGCAGAGCUGCGAAAAGUAGCUGCAGAGCUUCGGGAGCUUCACAGGGGUCGUUAAGUUCUAAAUUACACACACACACACACACACACACACACACACACACACACAACACAACACAAGACAGACA
Coregonus clupeaformis (lake whitefish) is the source of this 1585-nucleotide messenger RNA. Its product is annotated as golgin subfamily A member 6-like protein 22. NCBI's taxonomy places the organism in Eukaryota, Metazoa, Chordata, Actinopteri, Salmoniformes, Salmonidae. The transcript is spliced from 6 exons. Bases 160 to 1515 code for a protein of 451 amino acids. The record is from RefSeq and is a predicted model, not a curated record.